AUGAAGCUGAUACGGAAACUAGAGCAGCUUCCCUAUGGAGACAGGCUGGGGAUGCUGGGGGAGCCCGCCGAGUGCAGCAUCAAGGUGAUGUGCCGCUUCCGGCCCCUCAACGAGGCCGAGAUCCUGCGGGGCGACAAAUUCAUCCCCAAAUUCAAGGGCGACGAGACCGUGGUCAUCGGGCAAGGGAAGCCCUAUGUCUUUGACAGGGUGUUACCCCCGAACACAACCCAGGAGCAAGUUUACAACGCCUGUGCCAAGCAGAUUGUCAAAGAUGUUCUGGAAGGCUACAAUGGCACAAUCUUCGCUUAUGGCCAGACCUCAUCAGGAAAAACACACACCAUGGAGGGGAAGCUGCACGACCCUCAGCUGAUGGGAAUCAUCCCCAGAAUUGCACACGACAUCUUUGACCACAUCUACUCCAUGGACGAGAACCUGGAGUUCCACAUCAAGGUUUCCUACUUUGAGAUAUAUUUGGACAAAAUAAGGGACCUGCUUGAUGUGUCAAAGACAAACCUCGCUGUACAUGAAGAUAAAAACAGAGUCCCCUAUGUUAAGGGCUGUACAGAAAGAUUUGUGUCCAGUCCUGAAGAAGUUCUGGAUGUCAUUGAUGAAGGGAAGGCCAACAGGCACGUGGCUGUGACGAAUAUGAAUGAGCACAGCUCGAGGAGCCACAGCAUCUUCCUCAUCAAUAUCAAACAGGAGAAUGUGGAAACAGAGAAAAAACUCAGUGGGAAGCUUUACCUGGUGGACCUGGCUGGCAGUGAGAAGGUCAGCAAAACUGGAGCAGAGGGGGCUGUUCUGGACGAAGCUAAAAAUAUCAAUAAGUCUUUGUCUGCCCUGGGCAAUGUGAUCUCGGCCUUGGCAGAGGGAACUAAAACCCACGUUCCCUACAGAGACAGCAAGAUGACCAGGAUCCUGCAGGACUCCCUGGGGGGCAACUGCAGGACCACCAUCGUCAUCUGCUGCUCCCCCUCCGUGUUCAACGAGGCUGAGACCAAAUCCACCCUGAUGUUUGGCCAGAGGGCCAAGACCAUCAAGAACACGGUGUCUGUGAACCUGGAGCUGACAGCAGAGGAGUGGAAGAAGAAAUAUGAGAAGGAGAAGGACAAGAACAAGAGUUUAAAGAAUGUUAUCCAGCACCUGGAGCUGGAGCUGAACAGGUGGAGGAAUGGUGAAGCUGUGCCUGAGGAGGAGCAGAUCAGUGCCAAGGACCAGAAGAACCUGGAGCCUUGUGAUAACACCCCAAUUAUUGAUAACAUCACCCCUGUGGUUUCCAGCAUCUCCACAGAGGAGAAGCAGAAAUACGAGGAGGAGAUUGCCAGUCUCUACAGGCAGCUGGAUGAUAAGGAUGAUGAAAUCAACCAGCAGAGCCAGUUGGCUGAAAAAUUAAAGCAGCAAAUGUUGGAUCAAGAGGAGCUUUUGGCCUCCACGAGGAGGGAUUAUGAGAAGAUCCAGGAGGAGCUGACCCGGCUGCAGAUCGAGAAUGAAGCAGCCAAGGAUGAGGUGAAGGAGGUGCUGCAAGCCCUGGAAGAGCUGGCUGUCAAUUAUGACCAAAAAUCCCAGGAAGUGGAGGACAAAACCAGGACUAACGAACAGCUGGCAGAUGAGCUGGCACAGAAAAGUAGUGCCCUGACAGCCACCCAGAGGGAGCUGGGCCAGUUGCAGGAGCUCAGCAACCACCAGAAGAAGAGAGCCACAGAAAUCCUGAACCUGCUGCUGAAGGAUCUGGGGGAGAUCGGGGGGAUCAUCGGCACCAACGACGUGAAAACCUUGGCAGAUGUGAACGGGGUGAUCGAGGAGGAGUUCACCAUGGCCAGGCUCUACAUCAGCAAGAUGAAAUCGGAGGUGAAGUCUCUGGUGAACAGGAGCAAGCAGCUGGAGAGUGCCCAGAUGGACUCCAACAGGAAGAUGAACGCCAGCGAGAGGGAGCUCGCAGCCUGCCAGCUCCUCAUCUCCCAGCACGAAGCAAAGAUCAAAUCCCUGACAGACUACAUGCAGAACAUGGAGCAGAAGAGGAGGCAGCUGGAGGAGUCCCAGGACUCCCUCAACGAGGAACUGGCCAAGUUACGUGCUCAAGAGAAAAUGCACGAAGUCAGCUUCAAGGACAAGGAGAAGGAGCACCUGACACGACUCCAGGAUGCAGAGGAGAUGAAGAAGGCUCUGGAGCAGCAGAUGGAGAGCCACAGGGAAGCCCACCAGAAGCAGCUGUCCAGGCUGAGGGAUGAAAUCGAAGAGAAGCAGAAAAUCAUCGAUGAAAUCAGGGACAUGAACCAGAAGCUGCAGCUGGAACAGGAGAAGCUGAGUGCUGACUAUGAUAAAUUAAAAAUUGAGGACCAGGAAAGAGAAAUGAAACUGGAAAAGCUCAUACUCCUUAAUGAUAAAAGGGAACAAGCAAGAGAAGACCUUAAAGGACUGGAGGAAACAGUGGCAAGGGAGCUUCAGACUCUUCACAAUCUGCGCAAACUGUUUGUCCAGGAUCUUACCACCCGUGUUAAAAAAAGUGUUGAACUGGACAGUGAUGAUGGAGGUGGAAGCGCUGCGCAGAAGCAGAAAAUUUCCUUUCUUGAGAACAACCUGGAACAACUUACAAAGGUUCACAAACAGCUGGUACGUGAUAAUGCAGAUCUUCGUUGCGAGCUUCCUAAGCUGGAGAAACGCCUUCGAGCUACGGCAGAGAGAGUUAAGGCCCUGGAGAGUGCACUGAAGGAGGCCAAGGAGAACGCCAUGCGCGACCGCAAGCGCUACCAGCAGGAGGUGGAUCGCAUUAAGGAGGCCGUGAGAGCCAAAAACAUGGCCAGGAGAGCACACUCUGCCCAAAUUGCCAAGCCCAUCCGCCCUGGUCACUACCCAGCGUCUUCUCCGACGGCCGUCCACGCCAUCCGAGGGGGAGGGAUGUCCAACUCCAGCUACUACCACAGCACCAAAUAAACGAGAGGUCAGUUCCACUUAGCAUGUUAAGGACUGUCAUUAAGCCACAUUAGUUUCUUUUUCUGCCCCUCUCCAACCACGUCCUGCCCAUCCUGCGCUUCCCACGGCUCCAGGUACUCCGAGCUUCGUAGGAUCUCCACGUGUACAGAAGUGUCCAGCUCAGCUCCUCCAGAUCCUUGUACAAUUUCUGGACCAUUCCCACCUCAGAAAGGAUGACAGGGAGUCUGCCACUCCGAAUUCCACGAGCCCUUGGCGCUGCUUAGGUUGGGGCUUCUCCACUCAGAGUGAUUUUUUUUUGGUUUUUUUUUUCCCGAGUCCUCCGUUGGCAUCGGUAAUUCCCAACUUCUGGCAUCGAGGAAUUAAUUAUUCAAUGACCAAGUGCCAUCAAAGGCAGGUGAUUGUGCUCUGUCAUGACUGAUUUCCUGUAUAAUAUACAUAUUAUUUUAUAUUUUUAGGGGAUGAAAAUGUGCUGCUAUGUGGUUUAAUUUUACUGCUUAACAUUUUCAGAAGGAAAUUUCCCCAAAGAACCAUUUGUAAUAUCCUGAUUUAAAAAAAAAAAAAGGAAAAAAAAAAUCUUUGGACUGUAUAAAAUAACCUUUAUUGCAGUACCUGGUAAAGAACAAAUGGGAUGCAGAGAAAUCUGUUAGUAUAGACCUAGGAUUUGAAGUUUGGUAGUUCCAUGAAUUUAUCUGUGUGACCUGUUUUAAAAUUAAGCUCCUGUUUCCUUGUAGUUAUCCCUACAGUGGUGAGUUUUCCCAGAGUGGGAUGGCUUAGCCACAUGUUUGUAAGAGUUGUUCCCUAGGAAUUUUUGAAGGAUUUCAGAAUGCUGUGGAAAUCUUGCCUUGGAAAAUCCAACAAGCAUCUCCCCCCUCCCCCUUUCCCCAGACAAGCCCCGAUCUGUUCACACCGGAAUUCAGAUCCCAGAGGGAACAAAGGAAAAUAAAAUCCUCCAAACCCUCCCUUCAAAAAAUCCAAAAGGAGGUGAGAGCUGUACACUCGAGCUGUCCUUUGCAGACCAAAUUUGGGAU
Ficedula albicollis (Collared flycatcher) is the source of this 3956-nucleotide messenger RNA. RefSeq names its product kinesin family member 5C (gene KIF5C). Bases 1 to 2928 code for a protein of 975 amino acids. Gene Ontology annotation, molecular function: microtubule binding; microtubule motor activity; ATP binding. Gene Ontology annotation, biological process: microtubule-based movement. The record is from RefSeq and is a predicted model, not a curated record. The transcript is spliced from 27 exons. NCBI's taxonomy places the organism in Eukaryota, Metazoa, Chordata, Aves, Passeriformes, Muscicapidae.